AUGGGUAAAUUUACAAUUUUCUUUUUCCUUUGUUUUGUAUUUUUUUAUUUAUAUCAAUGCUUAAAACUAAACAACAUUAAAAAGAGAGGUAUUCUUUCACUAAUUGAAAAAGAAAAGAAAAAAAAAUUAGCUUUUGUAAAUAAUUACUCAUUGUCCAAUAUUAAAGUAAAAAGAAAUGUAAAUAAACACUUUUAUAAAAGUAAGAAAGAAAAGGAAAUCCUUGAAUCAGGUUAUCUAUACCCAUUUGAUCACUUGGAAAAAAAAAAAAAAAAAUUCCCACCAGAUCCUUAUAUUCCAAGUAAUGAAGAAAACGAAGAAAAUGAUGAUAGUAUGUUUGAUGAACUUAAUGAAAGCACAGCUGAAAAUGAAUUGAUAGAUUAUGAUAACGAUGAUGAAGAUGCAAAAAAAAGUUUUGGAAAAACAACUUUCAACCGUCCUCAUUAUAGGGCACCCAUGAAAGAAAGAGAUAAAGAAAGCGAUAAAGCUAGCGAUGAAAAUGAUAAAGGAAUAAACAAUAAUUUGGAUAACGAACUCGAUGGCGACCUAGCUAGCGAGCCAAAUACUACUGACCAAAUCACAAAUGCAAUGAUAGAAAAUGAAGAAGCAGAAAAUGCAAAUGAAAUACAAAAAGAAGUUAUAAAUGUCUAUGUUUAUUCAUCUGAAAUAAAUAAAGAAAAAAAUGAAAUAAUGAAAGAUAAAUUAUAUUAUCUUAUGCAUACUAGUAUGGAUAGUAUAUUUAUUAAAUACUUUGAACUAAACAUACAAUCACAUAUAGAUAAUAAGGAAAAAAACAUUAGUGUUUCCUAUGAAAUAAAAAAUAAUACCUUUAAAAAGAGUAUACAUUCUCUUACAGAAUUAAUUGAAUUUUCCCAUAAGUUGAAAAAAAUAUUAAAUGAUAAAGUUGAGGAAUUAUUUAAAGAAAAAGAAGAUGAAGAAGAAAUGGAAGAACAUGAACAAGAUGAAAAUGCAAAAUAUUUAAAAAAUAAACUUAAAAAAGAAUUAGAAGAAUAUAAAAAAGAAAGAAAAAUUACAAAUAUAUCAAAAAGAAAUUUACAAGUUAGUAUAGAAUCAUCUCUUAAACUUAUAGAAAAAUGUACACAAAAAAUGUACACACAAAAUUAUGAAAUAACAUUACGUGAUUUAAAAUUAGCUUAUAAUAUGUUGCCUUGUAAAUAUUAUGGAUAUUUUUUAUCAGACGUAUGUGCAAAUAUUUCAAUGUUGUCUUACUAUACAAAUGAUUUACAAGGAGCUUUUAAUUUUGCUCUAAAAUCAAUUAAAUAUGAACCGAAAUAUAAAUUAUCUUGGAAAUGUUUAGGGGAUGCAUAUAGAAGUUUUCGAAAAUUUUGGCAAGCUAAAAAUUUUUAUGAUAUAGCUAUAUAUUUAGGUUAUAAAGAUGAAAAAGGAGAAAAUUUCGAAAAAAUUACUCAAGAACUAACUAAUUUAACUCAAUCCGCUUUAAAAAAUGUAGAUUUAUUAAAAACGAAUAUGAACAAUUAUACUAAUAUAGUAAUUAAAAAAAAUAUAGGAAUAGUAUUAAAUAAAAAUCCAGACGAAAUAGGAGGUUGUUAUGUGUCUUAUAUAAUUGAAGGAAGCAAAGCUAGUAAAAAAAACUUUAACCAUGGAGAUCAAAUUGUUGCAUUAAAUAAUAUUGUAACUUAUGGAAAGCCAAUUGAUGAUUGUUUAAAGGCGUUUCAAAAAAAUGAUGGCUCUUAUGAUAUAAUAUUUUUUAAAGGAAAUAUAAUUGAAUUAUAUGGUUUAGAAGCUUACAAAUAUUUAAUUGAAAAUAAUUUGUUUUACAUACUUUUUGAAAAUGAAAAAAUCUCAUCUUUUAAAAGAGAUGAGACUAUAUUGUUUGACAUGAAAGGAUUUGGAACAUUUUCCGAGUAUGGAAUGUCCAAAGGUGAGAAUAUGUAA
Messenger RNA from Plasmodium vinckei vinckei, 1914 nucleotides. Its product is annotated as conserved Plasmodium protein, unknown function. Lineage: Eukaryota; Apicomplexa; Aconoidasida; Haemosporida; Plasmodiidae. Gene Ontology annotation, molecular function: protein binding. The record is from RefSeq and is a predicted model, not a curated record. Bases 1 to 1914 code for a protein of 637 amino acids. The transcript has a single exon.